AUGUCGCUACGGCGCUCGGCCCGCCUCAGUGCUGCGCUCCUCAACAACAAGGUGCUACCACCGCUACAACCUUCCUCCACACCAACAAAGACCGCUAGAUCUCAGCCCAAGAAUGGGAUAACCAAAGUAAAGAAGCCAGCCGCAAGACCAAAAAAGAAGAACCCCAAACCCGAUCUCGAGCAACUCCCUCUCGACGAGGUUCCCCAAGAUACUGAAACCACAAUCCCAGACCCCGAGAACAUCCUCAACCCCCGUCCUCCCAGACUACAAGCCACGCCUCCCCCUCUCGACCGCCCCGUCGAAUUCCACAGGACAAACGCAACCCUCCUAACACCCCAUGGCUCCUCCCUCGUCGCCUACCCACCAGGCACAGAGGACCUCUCGCCCUCGAAGACGGGCCGACCACGCCCAACCGCCACGACCGGCACGCUUCUCGAGAAGGCGCUCGCGCACCUGAUAGCCGCCGAUCCACGCCUGGAGCCGGUCAUCCAGCAGCACCACUGCCAUCUUUUCUCACCCGAGGGCUUGGCCGAGGAAAUCGAUCCGUUCGAGGCGCUCGUCAGCAGCAUCAUCGGGCAACAAGUGUCAGGCGCCGCGGCGCGAUCCAUCAAGAACAAAUUCUUAGCGCUGUUUAACAAAGCGCCGGGCGGAAGUGCGCCAGAUGGCGCAUUCCAGGCCCGGUUCCCCACCCCCGAGGACAUCGUGCAGUGUGAUCUCGUCACGCUGCGGACCGCGGGUCUCUCGCAGCGGAAAGCGGAGUACAUCCACGGCCUGUCGCAGAAGUUUGCGGCGGGCGAGUUGAGCGCGCGGAUGCUGCUCAAUGCGAGCGACGAAGAGCUGGUGGAGAAGUUGACUGCCGUGCGCGGGCUGGGCAAAUGGUCCGUGGAAAUGUUCGCUUGCUUUGCGCUGAAGCGGACGGAUGUCUUUUCUACGGGGGAUCUGGGAGUCCAGAGAGGCUGCGCGGCGCUUAUCGGUAAGGAUGUGAGCAAGCUCAAGGCCAAGGGUGGUGGGAAGUUCAAGUACAUGUCGGAGAAAGAUAUGUUGGAUUUGGCUGCGAAGUUCACACCGUAUAGGAGCCUGUUUAUGUGGUACAUGUGGCGGAUAGAAGAUGUCGAUGUCACCGUGAUGGAUGCCUAA
Messenger RNA from Aspergillus clavatus NRRL 1, 1137 nucleotides. RefSeq names its product DNA-3-methyladenine glycosylase II (gene alkA). The record is from RefSeq and is a predicted model, not a curated record. The transcript has 3 exons. Gene Ontology annotation, molecular function: DNA-3-methyladenine glycosylase activity; alkylated DNA binding; DNA-7-methylguanine glycosylase activity. Gene Ontology annotation, cellular component: nucleus; protein-DNA complex. The coding region runs from base 1 to 1137 and encodes 378 amino acids. Lineage: Eukaryota; Fungi; Ascomycota; Eurotiomycetes; Eurotiales; Aspergillaceae. Gene Ontology annotation, biological process: base-excision repair; DNA alkylation repair; base-excision repair, AP site formation.